Solea solea (common sole) is the source of this 1469-nucleotide messenger RNA. Its product is annotated as microtubule-associated protein RP/EB family member 3-like. Gene Ontology annotation, biological process: protein localization to microtubule plus-end; spindle assembly; regulation of microtubule polymerization or depolymerization. The transcript is spliced from 9 exons. NCBI's taxonomy places the organism in Eukaryota, Metazoa, Chordata, Actinopteri, Pleuronectiformes, Soleidae. The coding region runs from base 158 to 991 and encodes 277 amino acids. Gene Ontology annotation, cellular component: microtubule organizing center; spindle midzone; cytoplasmic microtubule. Gene Ontology annotation, molecular function: microtubule plus-end binding. The record is from RefSeq and is a predicted model, not a curated record.
GCAGCAGUCUCGCGGCAACUGGCUGAAGCGACUCAGCGACAGAGAGUAGCUCAUCAUCUGAGACAGCUAGACGGCUGAGAGAGCCACUCCGGGUGUCUGUGAGGUGGUCCAGCACAGCCUGAUUCAAACAGUUCACACAGAACAGUGCAGCAGGAGGAUGGCGGUGAAUGUCUACUCCACCUCUAUGAACGUAGAGAACCUCAGUCGGCAUGACAUGCUGGCGUGGGUGAACGACUCGCUGCAGCUCACCUACACAAAGAUCGAGCAGCUCUGUUCAGGCACUGCUUACUGCCAGUUCAUGGACAUGCUGUUUCCAGGCUGCAUAAUGUUGAAGAAAGUCAAAUUCAACUCCAAAUUGGAACACGAAUACAUCCACAAUUUCAAGGUUUUACAGGCUGCGUUCAAGAGAAUGAAUGUGGACAAGAUCAUCCCGGUGGAGAAGUUGGUGAAGGGCAAAUUCCAGGACAACUUUGAGUUCCUCCAGUGGUUCAAGAGGUUUUUCGACGCCAACUACGACGGCAAAGAAUACGACCCCGUCCUCACGCGGCAGGGUCAGGAGGGAUCGGCGCAUCCACCCAGCAUAGGUGAUCCCAUUCAUCACAAACCCAAAAGACCCUCUCGUUCAGCCUCCAUGAGAACGUCGCCAACGACACCCAAGAGCGUCCCCACACCGCAGAGGCCGGCCAACGUACCGGCGGCCCGCAGGAACCCUCCCGUGACCCGCAACGGAGGAGACGCCGACCUCAUGGAGCUCCACCAGCAGGUGCUGGAACUGAAGCAGUCUGUGGACGGACUGGAGAAGGAGAGGGACUUUUACUUUGGAAAGCUGCGGGACAUCGAGCUCAUCUGUCAAGAAAACGAAAGCGAGAGCAGCCCCCUCCUGAGCAAAAUCCUAGACGUACUGUACGCGACAGAGGACGGAUUUGCGCCGCCAGAGGAUGAGGAGAUCGUCGAGGGAGCAGGACCAGGUGCGGACCAGGACGAGUUCUGAACUCUUUUCCUCAUCAUCACAAAUCAUCAGCUUGUCCCACUCUCAUCUCUCACCCCUUUAACCAAACCUCAUCAUUAUUCUCAUCUGUCCUUUUUAUUUUCAUUUACCCGCCCCUACUCAUACGUCGUCUUAACUCUUUGUUUUUGUAAAGCCUAGCUUCCCAAACUCGCCCUUGCAAACAAAAGGACACUAAACCUGGACUUGUCUGGCCUAAAGGACUUGUCUCACUCGACUUACUCUUAACAGAGAGGGGGGAGAACGCGGCACUACGGGGGGGGGGGGCUACUUUAAGUCUUAUAAAGGUUCAACAUGAACGGUAAUGAGAUUACAGGGUUUUCAGUGCUGACAGUCGGAGCCGAUAGUUGCUAUAAUGAUGUAUCGAAAACUUGCAGGAGGUCACUUUCUGUCACUGUGCACUCUGACCGGUGACACACACACACACACACACACACACACACACACACACACACACACACAC